ACUCUGGACUGUCGGAUGUUUGGUGAGCGCGCUGUUCGUGAGGCCGAUGAAGAGGUGGUACCCGAGCGGCAAGAGCGCAGGAAACUACGAGGACUGAGCCAAUGGAGGGGGCCGCGGAUAAAGAGCCUCCGGCCUUCUCGAUGCCUCAACCCCCGCCGUCGUUGUCCUCUUCUAGUACGGAGAAUGAGGCGGAGAGCCGCCAGGACUCGGAGGAGAGGAGCGGGGACAGGGCCGCCCUCAACCUGCUGGAGACCUGCUCGGUGUGCCGGUUGAAUAUCCAGAGCCGGAGCCCUCGCUUGCUUCCUUGCCUGCACUCCCUGUGCCUGCGCUGCCUGCCACCUCCGGAGAGAUACCUGAGCAUGCCCGCUGGGCCCGUGCAGCACGCCGCCCCGGGGCCCCCGCCCUACCCCGGCACCGUGCAGGUUGGCGUUAUCCGGUGUCCGCAAUGUAAUCAGGAAUGCGCAGAAAGAGAUAUAAUCGAAAACUAUUUUGUUCGUGACACGACGGAGGUCCCGAGCAGCACUGUAGAGAAGCCAAGCCAGCAAGUGUGUACAAGUUGCGAAGAUAAUGCCGAAGCGCGUGGCUUUUGCGUGGAGUGCGUGGAAUGGCUGUGUAAGAACUGCGUACAGGCCCACCAACGGGUGAAAUUUACCAAGGACCAUACGGUGCGGCAAAAGGAGCAGGUCCCCCCAGAAGCGGUUGGUGUAAAUAGCCAGCGUCCUGUUUUUUGCCCUUAUCACAAGAAAGAGCAACUGAAAUUAUACUGCGAGACUUGCGAUAAGCUGACCUGCCGGGACUGUCAACUUCAGGAACACAAGGAGCACAGGUAUCAGUUCAUCGAGGAAGCUUUCCAGAGCCAAAAGGUGAUAAUCGACACUUUGAUCGCAAAAUUAAUGGAGAAGAACAAAUACAUAAAGUUUACCGGAGACCAGAUUCAAAAUAGGAUCCUUGAAGUAAACCAGAACCAAAAGCAAGUGGAACAAGAUAUAAAAGUUGCAGUCUUUACCCUCAUGGUGGAAAUUAAUAAACGAGGCAAAGCCCUGCUGCAGCAACUGGAGGCUUUGGCCAAGGAGCGCCGUUUGAAGCUUUUGAAGCAGCAGCACGAAGUGGACGGGUUUUCAAAGCAGCUGGAGCACGUGGUUUACUUCUCCAAGUGGGCCGUCGGCAGCGGCAGCAGCACGGCGUUACUCUACAGCAAGCGCUUGAUUACCUAUCGCCUGCGCCACCUACUUCGCGCGAGGUGUGAUGUCACCCCAGUGACCAACACCGUCCAGUUUCACUGUGAUGCAAACUCGUGGGCUCAGAAUAUCUUCAACCUAGGCUCCCUGGCUAUUGAAGAGGGAGAUCCCUCUCCUCACACGACUCCUAUGGAGGUUCAGAGUUCUCAGGGGAACCAACCCGUCAGCCUGCUCUCCAAGUUCCCGACUCAGAUCAGCCUGGCCCAGCUGCGGAUCCAGCACAUGCAUCAGCAAAUCAUGGCCCAGCGGCAGCAGGCACAGCGCCGGCCGGCCCCUAUGGGGCUCCAGAAUCCCACCGUGCCCCCACACCCUAUGGGCAUGAAUAACCCUAGGGGGCAAGGCCCCGUACAGCAGCAAUCCAGCAACCAGGUGCAACGUUUUGUGAACGUCCAGAAUGUGAACCCUCGCUCCAACGGCAUGCUAAUCCCCGGUCAGCCUGUGCGCUACCCUCACAACCCUCAAACCGGGCAGGAACAGCAGAAUAUAUCGCACGUGCAGAAUAUGCCACGAAGGCCGGGUCCUGUCGGCCCUGUGAGAGUUGGUUAUAUGCCGCAGCACAACAUGAAACAGUGGCAGGCCAGCGGGGGUCCGGCAACUUCAUCCGCCGGCAGCUUCACAUCCACCCCGUCCAGUCCCACGAUUUCCAGUGUUGCCAGUAGCGAGGGCAAGCGCCUGUCUUCACCCAUUAUGGACUUGGUGAUUUCCGCCGCCAACUCGUUUAACCUCCCUCCCCUGCCAGAUAUUGACAGUACAGCCAAUGUCACCCUGGACAACGUUAUACGGAAGGAUGGCAGCAAUGAAAGUCACAGACAGCUGUCUCACCGGACUGUCCAGUCUCCCAACUCAUCCGUGCCGUCUCCUCUAGGAUCUUCAGCGGCUAUUCCCCCACCAAUACGCACCUCGAGUGCAUCAAGCGUUGGAAGCAGGGAAAGUUCCGGCUCCUCUAGCAAGCCCACAGGUGGGGCAGACUCGACGCAUAAAUUCCCGGUGGUAAGGCUGGAGCCCAUCAGAAUAAAAGCCGAGAACCCCGCGGAGAACGAGCCUCCGGAGUACCCAGCGGUAGUUGUGAAACAGGAGAACAGACGGCGACAGUCGGCAUCUCGCAGCUCUGAAGUCUCAGGAAGCAUCUUAACACCCAUGCUGCUGGACAGUAACGGUAACUGCACCGCCAAGGUAGAUGCUGCCCCCCGAAGAGAUGCCCCCGACAGUACCGGGGACCGACAUGUUUUACAAGAUCCCCCCCCCUACACGGGAACAGACGACUGGAUUUCUCAGGGUCACGCGACGGAGGGCGGCAAGGAAGACGACCCGAACGAAGACUGGUGCGCCGUCUGCCAGAACGGGGGGGAGCUGCUCUGCUGUGAGAAAUGCCCCAAGGUUUUCCACCUCUCCUGUCACGUGCCUACACUCAAAAACUUCCCCAGCGGUGAGUGGAUUUGCACUUUCUGCAGAGAUCUCUCCAGACCAGAGGUAGAGUACGACUGUGAUGACCCGUCUCUGGCGGAGAAACGGAAAGCGGUGGCUCAGUGUAUGUUACCGUUGGACCAGAGAAAGUGCGAGAGGCUUCUCUUAUACCUCUUCUGCCACGAGAUGAGCCUCGCGUUUCAAGACCCCGUACCUCUUACUGUGCCUGAUUACUACAGAAUAAUAAAAAGGCCGAUGGACCUUUCGGCCAUAAAGAGAAAGCUCCAAAUAAACAACUUCCCAAACUACUCUCGCCCGGAAGAGUUCGUCAGCGACGUCCGGCUGAUCUUCAAAAACUGCAUGGAAUUUAAUGAGCCUCAAUCAGAAGUGGCUAAAGCCGGCAUUAAACUGGAGGCGUACUUUGAGGAGCUGCUUACAAAUGUUUACCAGGACAAAAAAAUUCCCAGAAGCGGGAGCCACAAAGACGAAUUGGGAGUGAGCGAGGACUCCGAAGACGAAUUCGUGGCACCUCGAAAAAAACGUUACAAGGGCGAGGAGCGCCAGAUACUCAAAUGAACUCUUUUCCCCCCCCAAAGCUGCACAUAGGAGCUCGUGUACAUAGGACAAAAUAUGGUUCUUUUGAAGAUGGACAAAAAGAACGGUAUACUUUUGAAACGGCUGUGAGCCUGUGAAUCGUAACGCACAUAGGAUACAGCUCGAAUACACGGUGCACAGAGGUAGUACACUGCAUUACUCGGAGCGUGCUACCAAUGCAGGUGGCCAUAUCGACAGACCCAAAGUGCAUUCUGGACCUGCAUGUGAACUUGCAUUGGGAGCGUCCUCAGGAUGGUUUCCAUGCCGCACAGAUCUUUUAUUUUACUGCAUUCAUCCCUUUUUUUGUUUUAUUAAUUUUGUUAUCUGCAACUUGGCCUGCCACUUACCACCUGUUGAUGAAACCAAAUAUCGUUAUUCCAAAGCAAUCCGUAGAACUAACAGGAACCUCUGCCCGCCGCCGGAAGACGUCCGUUCAACAUCUCUGCAGUUUGUGAGCCGGAGAGAGAGAGAAGCCUCGCGCCCGUAAGGGUUGUGGCACGGAUGCCUUCUGAUUACUUUUCCUUGCUCGUUUCCCUAAUACCCCCAACGCAGUUCUGAUGCUUAUUUUUGCCCAACAUCAGGAAGUUGAACUUAAAAAAAAAAGCAUGGAUUUGGGACAGACUUCUCUAGAUCACGAUUUGUGGUCAGGGCAGACAGAAAGGUUAUGAGGUCGUUUUACCCCCCCCCUUACUCUGUAGCGUGAGCUCAUUUAUUUUGCACAAAGCUCCAACAUAAGGAGUACCAUGUUAAUUUAUCAAAAAAGUUGGUUAUUUAGUUCAGUUUGUUUUGGGUUUCUUUCUUUAAACGAUUUAACCGUGAUUUGAGAAGAAAUCUGUAUUUUCUCUGCAGGCUGUGUGACCAUGAAGUACGUCGAUGAAAUUAAUUUUGUCUUUUCUUAUUCUCCCAUUUGUCUCAUUUCCACUCACCUCUCGGAUACUUUCAAUAACUUUCAUACUGUUUUUGUGUCCAACUGAGGCGCGUUUGGUCCCGUUAACCCUUUCUAAAACGAAAGUUGCUUUUUUUUUUUGUUAUUUUCUGUUACGGGGAAGAAAAAAAAAAGCGUUUGGAGAUUUCAUGACUUGGUCUACGCUCAAUCGUUUCGUUUCUUUGCCGCGCUUGUAUAUAUUUUCACGAGUGGCCGCGCACGUUUUUGAUAUUUUGAAGCAGUGUUAGUAUGGGGUCGGAGUGGCCCGCCGUGAACGCUCCAGCAUUCUCCUUGCUGUAGUAAAUGGUGCAUUACAACGAACCUUUUGGAACCUGCGCUGUGUUCUAUUCAUUUCUUAUAAACUCCGAGCAAUGAGUAAAA
Messenger RNA from Spea bombifrons (plains spadefoot toad), 4542 nucleotides. It is a transcript of the gene TRIM24, whose product is annotated as tripartite motif containing 24. Lineage: Eukaryota; Metazoa; Chordata; Amphibia; Anura; Pelobatidae. The record is from RefSeq and is a predicted model, not a curated record. The transcript is spliced from 19 exons. The coding region runs from base 102 to 3218 and encodes 1038 amino acids. Gene Ontology annotation, molecular function: zinc ion binding; protein binding.